This is a messenger RNA of Phacochoerus africanus (Common warthog), 264 nucleotides long. Its product is annotated as small vasohibin-binding protein-like. Bases 64 to 264 code for a protein of 66 amino acids. Gene Ontology annotation, cellular component: apical part of cell. The record is from RefSeq and is a predicted model, not a curated record. NCBI's taxonomy places the organism in Eukaryota, Metazoa, Chordata, Mammalia, Artiodactyla, Suidae. The transcript has a single exon. Gene Ontology annotation, biological process: protein secretion; negative regulation of protein ubiquitination.
CCCAAGAUUGGCCUCCUUCUGCACCAUCCAGGUGAGAGCUAAGAAGUAUUGCGAAGCCAAGUCAUGGAUCUGCCUGCACGUAAAGAAAAAUCCAAAGUUAAAGAGCCUGUCAGCAGAGUUGAGAAGGCCAAGCAGAAAUCAGCCCAGCAGGAGCUGAAGCAAAGACAGAGGGCAGAGAUCUAUGCCCCCAACAGAGUCAUGACAGAACUGGAACAGCAGCAGUUUGACGAGUUCUGUAAACAGAUGCAGCCUCCCGGAGAAUGA